Messenger RNA from Closterium sp. Naga37s-1, 1569 nucleotides. NCBI's taxonomy places the organism in Eukaryota, Viridiplantae, Streptophyta, Zygnematophyceae, Desmidiales, Closteriaceae. The record is from the annotation of a GenBank genome assembly.
AUGGAAGCGCUUGUAUCGGAGACGCGACCAGACGGAGCGGACGAGUUUCUUUUCAAGCAGCUGGUGGCGCUUAAGCAGGAUGUGAUGCGCACUGCAGCGAGUAUGAAGAAGCGUAAGCCGCAAGCAACGUUGGAUCUGGAGGCUAAGUACCGGCACUACGAUAAGAUGGUGAUGCUUGCUGAAGAAGCGGUGCUUACCGGCCGACUUCCCACCCUCGUAGCCUCGGCAGAAACCGAACCUGUCGUUGUCGAACCUUGCGCCGAGCCUGCGGAAGUCGAGAAUUUCUCAGGCGUAUCGGUUGGUGAGGAGACGGGCGGGUUGAACGCUGCUGAAGCGGUUUCUACUGCAACUGAUGGUGGAAAUGGCGGGGAUGCAUCAACAGCAGCAGCUGCGACCGCAGUCGCUACCACAGCGGUCGUCGCAGCAGCAGCCGGAGCAGCAACCGCCGUUUCAACCCCUGUCGCUGAAGCCGCUGCUGCGAAGCCCGUUUGUGUCACAUCCGCCAGCCCCGACUCCACGCUCGCCUCUCCCGUCACGGAGAGCCCCGCGGCGGUCGUCGGAAGCCCCCCGCCAGCUCGGAGGGCCGUGAGGAGCCUCUCCCCUCCCCCGGGGCCGUCCGCACGUGCCGUGUCGUUCGGAAGGGACGUUGCCGGUGCUGCGGUGACCAGAAAGGACGCUAGCGGCGGGGGAAAGGACGGCAAAGAACCGAAUACUAAAUCUGUGUCGAAAUUUGCGACCAUGCCACAAGCGUCUCAGCUGAAGCCCAUAGAGGAGGCAUCAGCCGGGCUGGAGAUCGACCCCAAGCUGCUCACCGUGCUGGAAGAAGCAGCGCAGGAGCGCCGCCAGGAGCUUGACCUGCAGGGCCACCACUUCAAAUCCCCGCUCGCAUACCUCCCCGAGUCCGUGGGGCUUCUGGACUGGAUCGUGGAGCUUCGCCUGGCGAACAACGGCCUGGUGGUUCUCCCCCAGGCCAUCGGGAACCUCUUCUGCCUCUCGGUCCUCGACACCUCCUGCAACAAACUCGUCGAGGUGCCCGAGUCGAUCGGGCAUCUGGCGAAACUCCGAGUGCUGGACCUGCACCACAACUACCUGGAAGAGCUUCCCACGUCAAUCGGCCACUGCGAGGCGCUAGAGGAGCUCAGGCUCGGGUUCAACUCCCUCACAGGGCUUCCGGAGGCGAUCUGCAAGCUGGCGGGGCUGAAGCUGCUGUCUGCGCCGCUGAACCAGCUGACUUAUGUGCCGCGGCGGAUUGGGAAUCUGGAGAAGCUGACGGAUCUGGACGUGCAUUACAACUCACUGCAGUCGAUUCCCGAGAGCAUCGGGCGGCUGGAGAGACUCACGUCGCUGAACAUCAGUGCGAACCACUACCACCUGAAGGAGCUUCCGGAGACGCUCGGGAACCUGAGGAGCCUGGUGAAGCUGGAUAUUAGCGAGAAUUACAUUAAGAUUUUGCCAAUCUCGUUUGUGAACCUGACGAGUCUGAAGAAGCUGUCGCUGCAGGGGAACCCGUGGCAGCACCCGCCCAUGGAUGUGGCAAAUUCCGGCCUGCAGGUAUGGGGUUCGGGCUGA